AUUGAUGGCAUUUCACCUAUUCAACCUCUCCCAGCUCUUAUUGCCGGCAAAACUCAACAGACGAUGAGUCGUGGGGAUAAUGGGCGAGGUAGACAGCGAUCGAUGGACAUUAAAGGAUUAAUUUUGGAACUCAUUGAAGAGAUUUACCCACCUCUUUAUUGCCCUGAAUGUUAUGAGAUCAGUUCAUCGCGUUCAGAAGCAGACAAUCAUGUGAAAACUUAUCAUCAAGGAUCGAAAAUAUUUGCAUGCGUUUCACCUGCCUGUAAACAGUCAUAUUCUUCAAGAGCAGGAUUGAGGUAUCAUUUGGAGCAUGGCCACACAGUGACC
Molecule: messenger RNA, 327 nt
Organism: Mycotypha africana
Lineage: Eukaryota; Fungi; Mucoromycota; Mucoromycetes; Mucorales; Mycotyphaceae
Exons: 1
Source: RefSeq, a predicted model, not a curated record